CUGGGCUGGGCCAACAGCUUUGGCUUCCAUCCAUCAGUGCAGCAGCCGGACACGGAGCCUCAGCUGGAUCCCUGCAGGCAGGAAUUCUGCUCUGCCAUCGCUCCGGACGGGGAAGGGGAGGGACUCCUGGCCUGGAGCAGCAGGGAGGAAGAAGGCUCCUAACAUAAGUCCUGCUUCGGUUCUGUGUUGAUCGUCAUCUCUGCUGCAGACGGACACGGGGCCGGGUUGGGGGCAGAGGGUCACAACCAGAGCCGGGGGGGGGGACUCCAUUUCUGCAGCAAAUGACGAGAAGAUUCCUCUUUGCAUUCUGCAGCUCCGGGAAAGGUUUGCCAGCAUGCAGCAGCAAGGCGGGGAAAGGAAAGAAGGAAAGCCAGAGCCACCAGCAGUGACGGGAGAUGGGAGCCAAGGCACGGACAGAGGGUGGGCAUGGGCAGCAGUGCUGCACUUCUUCCUGGUCAAUGUGUUCGUGAUGGGAAUGCUCAAAACCUUUGGCAUUUUCUUCGUGGCUUUCCAGGAGGAUGUGGGGGGCUCCUCAGAGCAGGUCAGCUGGAUUGGCUCCAUCAUGUCCUCACUGCGCUUCCUAGGAGCCCCACUGGUGGCCGUGGUCUGCAGGCGGAUGGGCGAGCGGCCGACCUCCAUCCUCGGGGCUGGGCUGGUCAGUGGGGGCUGCCUGCUCAGCACACAGGCCACCGGUGUCCCCUUCCUUUGUGUCUCCAUGGGACUCCUGCUGGGCAUGGGGUUCUGCUGCCUAUACCAGGCAGCAGCAGUGAUGACGGCCAAGCGUUGCAGGACCCGGCUGGCUUUCUCCAAUGCUGUUGCACGCUCAGGGAUGGGCCUCACCUUCCUGACUGCACCCUUCACACAGCUGCUCAUCGAUACCUAUGGCUGGCAGGGUACUCUCCUGAUUUUCAGUGGCAUCAUGCUGAACCUCGUGCCUUCCAGCAUGCUGCUGCGCCCCGUCCGCACCCAGCUGCCUCUGUGCCCCCCUGCCAGCAAUGAGGACAGGAGCUCAGUGCCCAAAGGACACCCCGAGGAAGCCACUAAUGGAGCAGCACAGCCUUCCCAGCCUCGGGGCCUUCCCAGCACAGAGCCACCUGCAGAGCCCUGCAGCACUGGUGCAGUAACAACAGCAGCACCAGGGGAAGCCCCCACUGACAGCUGCUGCCCCGAAACCAUCAGUGAGGCCACCAAGAGCUGCAGAUCCUUCCCGGUGCUCAAGGAGGAGAAACCGCAGCCUCUUGUUGAUUUCUCUCCCCUAAAGGAUCCCCUCUUCUUCAUUUUUACCUGGUCUUUCUUGUUCAGCCACCUGGCCUACUUUGUGCCCAUCUUCCACCUGGUAGCCAGAGCCAGGACGUUGGGCAUAAGCAGCAUGGAUGCCUCCUACUUCAUCUCAGUGGCCGGCAUCACCGAGACGGGCAGCCAGCUGCUCUCAGGCUGGAUUGCAGACCAGAAUUGGACCAAGAAGUACCAUUACCACGCAGCUUACCUGGUGCUCUGCGGCGUCACCAACCUGCUCUGCCCCCUGGCCACCACCUUUCCUCUGCUCAUGACCUAUGCUGUGGCCUUUGCCAUCUUCUGCGGUGGAUUCCUGGCUCUGGUGCUCCCUGUGCUGGUAGACCUGGUCGGCGUGCAAAAACUCCACAGCUAUUUGGGCUUUGCUUCCUUCUUUGCUGGGAUAGCAGCUGUUGGUGGACCUCCUCUAGCAGGGUGGCUGUACGACUACACGCAGACUUACGCCUGCUCGUUCCUCUUUGCUGGUGCCUGUGCUCUGCUCUCUCCUGUCUCCUUCUUUUUGGAGCCGCUGGCCCAGAGGUGGAAGCUGCAGAAAGCCAACGUUUCCAUGCAGAGUGAAGCCAUCCUGCAGGGCAGCUCGGGAAGGGCUGGCUUUGGUUGCAGCCACAGCCAGAUGCCUACCAGCACAGACCUGCAAUGUCAAAGUAAGAAUUGUUAGACGU
Molecule: messenger RNA, 1955 nt
Organism: Meleagris gallopavo (turkey)
Lineage: Eukaryota; Metazoa; Chordata; Aves; Galliformes; Phasianidae
Gene: SLC16A4
Product: solute carrier family 16 member 4
Biological process (GO): monocarboxylic acid transport; transmembrane transport
Molecular function (GO): monocarboxylic acid transmembrane transporter activity
Source: RefSeq, a predicted model, not a curated record